UGAUACGGCGAGUGCGACAGCCCAGCAAAGGGAGACGUAAGCACCUGCUAUAAGUUCACCAAUACCCCGUGCUUGACCCCAGUUUCACAUCCGCCUUUAUCCCACCGAACCACCCCCGAACAUAGGUCAAGCACCGAAUCUCUUGGCUCCUCCUCCUAUCCGGAUCAAGUCACUCGACAACCACUCGACGCCUCUCUCUCAUCAAUACAAUGGCUUCCACAGUAGGCGGCACCACCGUGUACAACGGUCAACACGAGCAGGGUGAACCAUCGCGUGCGCCCAACAUGAACGGCCCGGGCUCGUCCUCCAAGGCAGCCGAGGAUCUCGUCGGCUUCCAGGCCACCAACAAGAUGGAAGUCCAGCCUCCCAAGAAAGAGGACCUGCAGCGCAGCUACGCUUCUACCGUCACGUCCGAGGCCAGCCCCAAGGGCUGGUACGGGAGCAUGAUCAACACCUUUGGCGCCGUCGUUGGCACCUUGGGCGCCAUCCCCUGCUGCAUCAUCUGCCCCAACCCAUACAAGAGUGUCAACCAGGGCAACGUCGGCCUCGUCACCAAGUUUGGUCGAUUCUACAAGGCCGUCGAUCCCGGCCUCGUCAAGAUCAACCCUCUCUCCGAGCGUCUGAUCCAGGUCGAUGUCAAGAUCCAGAUCGCAGAGGUCCCCGAGCAGGUCUGCAUGACCAAGGACAACGUCACCCUGCGAUUGACCUCGGUCAUCUACUACCACAUUGUCGCCCCCCACAAGGCUGCCUUUGGCAUCUCCAACGUCCGCCAGGCCCUUGUCGAGCGCACCCAGACCACCCUGCGCCACGUCAUCGGCGCGCGCAUCCUCCAAGACGUGAUCGAGCGUCGUGAGGAGGUGGCCCAGUCCAUUGGAGAGAUCAUUGAAGAUGUUGCCGCCGGCUGGGGUGUCCAAGUGGAGAGCAUGCUCAUCAAGGACAUCAUCUUCAGCCAGGAGCUCCAGGAGUCUCUAUCCAUGGCUGCGCAGAGCAAGCGUAUUGGAGAGUCCAAGGUCAUCGCCGCCAAGGCAGAGGUCGAAUCCGCCAAGUUGAUGCGCCAGGCCGCCGAUAUCCUGAGCUCCGCUCCCGCCAUGCAGAUCCGCUACCUCGAGGCGAUGCAGGCCAUGGCCAAGUCGGCCAACAGCAAGGUCAUCUUCCUGCCCGCUGCCAACCAGACAAUGAACAUGUCUUCCGCCGUCAACGCCGCCGCCGCUAACGAGACUGGCGAGGGCUUCGGCACCUUUGGCGACGGACAGCAGGAUCCCGGCUUCCAGUCCGCCAUGAACGCCCGCGUAGUUGAGAACAUCUAAGUGUGAGGAAGUCCCUGGAUGAGAUUGGAUGGUCGAGCGUGCGUCAUGAACGCAACGAGGAGAUGGGGCUCACACUAACGGCCGCUGGGGAAUUUGUUCUACGAUUGGAUUACGACCGAAAUAUGAUACCCAAAUGAUACCUUGAACCGGCAGGACAGUCGUGGCAGUACAGCCGAGGGAAGCCGACAUGGAGUCACUUUCCUCGUCUUCGUGCUGCUGGCUUAAGGCGGGAUUGCUUAAUGUUAGCUAUUCAAUAUGUUAUUGUCACUUACUUAUGUUGUUUUUUACUACGGCGCCGUAGCAAGUUUGCAACGAGAGACACUUUUAACAUCACACC
Messenger RNA from Emericellopsis atlantica, 1644 nucleotides. RefSeq lists its product as uncharacterized. The coding region runs from base 210 to 1307 and encodes 365 amino acids. NCBI's taxonomy places the organism in Eukaryota, Fungi, Ascomycota, Sordariomycetes, Hypocreales, Bionectriaceae. Gene Ontology annotation, cellular component: plasma membrane. The transcript has a single exon. The record is from RefSeq and is a predicted model, not a curated record.